AUGUCAAACCCAGGAAUCUACGCUGAUUUAGUCAAAGUCCCAUCUGAUUUGAUCAAGAAGGACUACCCAGAGACCCAACAAAUCGAAAUCACCGAAAACUUGUCUGGUUACCCAAUCUCAAUUGUUGGUACUGUCAGCCGUAAGACCGAUGGUUCAAUCACCACCUCUGUCAACCCAAAGUUGAACUUGGACAGCCGUUUCAAGAAUGCUAAGAUCAGUGUAACUGGAGACAACUCCAAGUUCGGUAAGGGUGAAGUUACCUUUGAAAACCUCGCUCCAGGUUUGAAGGCUGUCUUGACUGUAAGUGUUGAAAAACAACAGAUUACAUUUUCACAUAAAUCAGGUGCCCUAAGCAGUAAACUUACAUUUUCUAAUUCUAAAAUUAAACCAAAAACAAAAAAAUAUAACAACAACAACAACAAUAACUAUAACAAUACUCAAUCAAAUAUAUUAUCACAGGCUGAUACCUCAAAGUUGGUUCAAUCCGAAUUCCAAUACAAGAAGGACAACUUGGCUUUGACUGCCAUCCUCCGUUCCAACAAGAAGAUCCUCACCUCUGCCGUCUUUGGUUUCUCCAACUUUGCUUUGGGUCUCCAAGCCAACGUCAACGGAGAGAAGCAAGAGCUCGAGGGAUUGGAAGCCACUUUCUUAUACAAGCGUGAAGGUCUCCUCUUGGCCGUCUCACCAAAGAACAAGGGUCAAUCCUUGGUCUUCUCUGCCUACGACCGUGUCAACGCCAAGUUGGCCAUCGCCGCCGAUCUCGCCGUCGAUUUGCAAUCACCAGAGAAGAACCCACAAUUCACCAUUGGUUCCCAAUACUAUGUUGACUCCAAGUCAUUCAUCAAGGCAAAGGUCAACGGUCAAGGUAGAAUCGGUCUCGGUUACACCGUCCCAGUCAACAACAACACCAAGCUUUCUGUUGCCUUCAACAUCAACGGUAAGGAUCUCUCAGCCGAAGGAAAGCACAACUUUGGUUUCAACCUCGUCCUCAACUUCUAA
This is a messenger RNA of Heterostelium album PN500, 999 nucleotides long. RefSeq names its product porin (gene porA). The coding region runs from base 1 to 999 and encodes 332 amino acids. The transcript is spliced from 3 exons. Gene Ontology annotation, biological process: monoatomic anion transmembrane transport. The record is from RefSeq and is a predicted model, not a curated record. Gene Ontology annotation, molecular function: voltage-gated monoatomic anion channel activity. NCBI's taxonomy places the organism in Eukaryota, Evosea, Eumycetozoa, Acytosteliales, Acytosteliaceae. Gene Ontology annotation, cellular component: mitochondrial outer membrane.